This is a messenger RNA of Symbiodinium sp. CCMP2456, 573 nucleotides long. NCBI's taxonomy places the organism in Eukaryota, Dinophyceae, Suessiales, Symbiodiniaceae. The record is from the annotation of a GenBank genome assembly.
AUGUCUGCACACGUCAAUGGUGAGAAGAAGACGAGUUUUGAGUUUCCGUUCCAGCUGCGUCGCAGUGCGGACGAGACAGUGGGGCUACACUACAGACCAAUCUGCUGCACCGAUAAUUCCUUCGGCGGUUUUGAGGUGACGGAUGUCCUCUACAGCGCUCAGCGUCAGAACGAGGUGCUGUGCAGAUAUGGCGUUUCGGAGAUACAGGACCAAAUCCUGAAAAAGGGAGACAUCAUCCUGGCGAUCAAUGGCAAGAAGACCCAGUCGGCUAUGACUGACGAGUUGCAAGCAUCACUCGAGCUCUACAUGAGGGUCUGGAGGGACACGAUGGAGGACAAGGAUGACCCUACACCUCUGAUGUAUGUUAUCUCAGAGUACGCCGGAUCGGCGGUGGAAAAAGAGGGUGGCUACCUGACAGUAACCAAGAGGAUGCAGAUCCGAGUUCAACGAGACACCCGCGCCCCACCAGAGGAGACCAAUGCCCAUCGCUGCGACUACAUCUGGGGCUGGCUUCUGGACAAAAAAGUGCACGAGGGCGGCUGGCUGCCCGUGGAUGUUCUGGCUGCUGGGUAG